Molecule: messenger RNA, 2511 nt
Organism: Prorocentrum cordatum
Lineage: Eukaryota; Dinophyceae; Prorocentrales; Prorocentraceae
Source: the annotation of a GenBank genome assembly
AUGCGGCUGGAGAGCGAACGGUGCUCUGAUCGGGCCGCGGUGGCGAUCAUGGAGCUGGUCUUCCGCGACCUGGGCUGGCACGUGGGCCGUGAGGCGACCUACGAUCACGAGCUCUCCAAUCGUCUGGCGGAUGUCGUGUUGACGCAGCUGCUUGGUGAUUCAGUUAGGGGCCAGUUCCGGCGCGCCGAGGUGCUCGCCUUCAGCGAGACCGUCCGCGCGGGCCACGGGUCGCUCGAGCUCUGGCCCACGAACGACUCCUCGGGCGCCCUGGCCGCAGUGGUGGACGUGUCCGCGCUCGCCCACGGCAGCGGCCAAGGCUUUAUCAUCGGCAAGCACGUCAUCUUGUCGCCGAGCAACCUCGUGGCAGGUGUGCGGUACCGCUUGCUGGCGAGCGACGCGGGGGUGCUGAGGGACACCGUCGGCAACGAGCUCGCAGCCCUCGACACUGCAGGCAGCUGGGAGUUCACCACCCUCCAGAACGACACCCUGGAUGUCACGGCGCCCGAGGUAGCCUUUGUUGGCGAGGUGCAGGUGGGCUCCGACGGCCUGGCCAGGGGCGUGGUGUACUUCACCGAGGGCAUCGUCGCUGGGCAGGGCGUGAUCUCCGUCGGAGACUGCGGCAUGGACCUCGACUGCGGGGGCGCCCUGGGCAGCCCGCAGGAGUACGGCGGGCCCGGCGCGGACGACAAUGCCACGGUGGCGCUGGGGUACGGCAACGGAAGCGCGGUGGGUUUGGAUAACGGGGUGCUCUCGUUCACCUGGUCGCCGAAGUACCUCAACCGCAGGUAUCUCGUCUCGGUGCCAAGCGGAUUCGUGCGCGAUACCUCCGCGGCAGCCAACCCGGGGCCGUCGGCCGACUUCGAGUUCGUGGUGGAUGUUGGCGACGUCCCAACCGCGCAGCCGACGUAUCACAUCGCCCCACCUGGCUGGGAAACGUGCUCGGGCAGCACGGAGGCCUACCUCGCCACCAGUUGCGGCGACGGACACCUCUGGAGCGGCACCCCUGCGGGCACCACCGGCCUGUCCACUGCGGUCGCGGCGCUGGACGGCAGCGGCAGCCUCUUCCAGCUGCGCCUGGAUGCGAGCGGACUCGCAGGCGGGCGGCACUACCGCAUCUGUGUCGACCUCGAUGGGCCCGACGGCGCUCUGGUCUUUGGCGACAGCGGGAUCCGCGCAUACGUCAGCCCAGUCGCCUCGGUGCAGGCGUUCGUGCGGGGCGCCCUGGGGACGCCGCCGAGGCUGCCGAGUACCUUGGCCAGGUUCAACUACACGGCUGUCACUUCGGCCGGGGACGUGGGCGACCCGGCCGGGGACGUGGGCGACCCGAACGGGGAUGUGGGCGACCCGAACGCGAGCAACUCGUCCAAUGCGACCAAUUCGACCGACAAUUUGACCAACUUGACCGAGGAUGCGCCCACGCCUGUGCCCGUCGUGGUGGUUCAGGUUGCCGUGCCGUUGGUUGCGAACAACACGACCGCGGAGGUGAACAUCUCGACCGUGGCAGCGGAGGAGGAGGCCAGGCCCGUGGAGCUGGCGCUGGUCUGCGGCAGCGGAUGCUCCGCCAGCGGGCACGUCUACCUGGCCGCGAGGUGCGAGAGAGGGGAGGUAGCCGCUGGAAGCGAGAGCACGAGGCCCGGCGGCCUCGUGCCCCAAGACCCCGGCCUCGGCUCGGGGUCGAGCUCCCGCACGUCUGCCUUCUCGGCGGUCCUGGACGUUGCUCCGCUCGAGAUCGGCCGCACGUACCGCCUCUGCUACGACGCGGACGGCGUGGGGGGCUCCAUGGAGGCUGGAGAUACGGGACUGCUGGUGCACACGUCGCCCCUCCGCGGCGUGGAGCCGGGCAGCUUGAACGCAGCCCCCGGGCAGGAGAUCCGGGUUGUCUGCGAGGAGAACGCGGUGUGCACCGCAUCGACCACGGCUUAUUUGUCCCGGGAGGCGUGCGACGUCGAGCAAUUCGACGGUUCCGCCUCGCAGUCGGGAGCGCUGCGCACGGGCUCGGCCGCCUUCGUGCCCGACGGGCCCGCCGGCUCCAACGCCUUCCGGGUGGUCGUCGACGCCUCCUCGCUGGACGCGGGCGUCCACUACAAGCUCUGUGUCGACCUCGACGGCAGACUGCCACAGUUCUCGUUCGGCGCAUCCGCGAGCGUGUACGUCAGCGGGAUUACUGGCACAUCUUCACCGUCCUUGAGCGCGGCCAGCCCGACAACGCUGACGUUGGACUGCCCCGUCGGCUGCUCCACGGCUUCUCUGGUGUCCGUCGCGCUCGAGUGCAGCGGCGACGGCGCCCUCGCCGCGGCCUCCGUGCCGGGCGUCCGGGCGUCCGCCGUCCGGCUUGGCGCCGCGGGGGCGCGGUUCACCGCCGCAGUGGACGCCGGCGGCCUGACCCUUGGGGCGAGCUACAAGCUGUGCGCGGACCUGGAUGGCGUCGGCGGCGAGAUGGUGCUCGGUGACACGGGCGUGCGUCUGUACGUCGCUCCGCCAUCUGAGUCGGGAUCGGCGGAUCCUGCAUAA